AAAAUUUCAAAGCAUGCGCUAGUGUAUGAAGACAAUCACGUAUGUAUUACGCGGAAAGAAAUAAAUAAGGUAGUGAUCAGGUGCAAUUGACCGAUUGAUAGAAAGUGCGUGGAAACAGCAGAACUAAUCCAUCUUUUUAAGUAAAAACUGCCAAUUGAAACUUUUUCGAAAUAAUGGAAUCAUAAGACGAUCAACGAUUAAUUGAUUCUUUUAUUCGUAAUACGCGUCACCAUAGACAUGGAUGAAAAUUUGAGUCGAGGCUAUGUGCAGUUAGGAAAAGCGAGGGGCAUGAAUGAAUUUAAAUUCUCCAAUGGAUUCACGCAUUUGUCUCCUCCAGUCGACAAAUGCAACUUCAUUUACUUUGCCCUUAUACUUGGCGGUAUAGGAUUUCUCUUACCAUACAACAGUUUUAUCAUAGCAGUGGACUUUUUUCAAGCAAGAUAUCCCGGAACUACUGUAAUAUUCGAUAUGUCAGUCGUCUAUAUUAUUAUGGCCUUUUUCGCGGUUUUUGCAAAUAAUAUUUUGAUCGAAACGUUAUCUUUAAAUACACGAAUAACUUUCGGAUAUCUGGUAGCCUUUGCUACUCUAAGUUUUGUUGUGAUAUCUGAGAUCUGGUGGGAGCCUUUUGACGUGGCUACUUCUUACACGAUUAAUUUAGUCAUCGUUGCGAUAGUAUCGCUCGGCUGCACCGUCCAACAAUCAAGCUUUUAUGGGUAUACUUCUAUGCUUCCCAGUCGAUACACACAAGCUGUGAUGAUUGGAGAAAGCAUUGCCGGUCUUUGGGUCUCUAUCAAUCGAUUAUUAACCAAAUCAUUGCUGGAUGAUGAACGCAGCAAUACAUCUAUGUUUUUUUUUGUAUCGAAUAGCACGAUCCUAAUGUGUUUCGUAUUAAAUCAAAAAGUUCGCAAGACUGAUUUCGUGCAGUUUUACAUUACGUUGUGUCAAGAAAGAAAUCGUAUUACAUUAGAACCAACGGAAGAUGUUGGUUUAAUGGAUCCAUUGGAUCAGAUUGGAGAUCCUUCGAAAGGUCAGUAUGGUGUUCUAAAGAUCCAAACUAGUCCUCUAGGAAAUGAAUCCACGAGCGGGAAUACCGAGUUAAAUGGGAUAAAUCAAUAUUCACCGUUUUCAUUCAGUAAUCCUGUAUACGAACCUGGCGCACCGUCAGGAAAUCCUCCCGGCAGUGCUGGUCCUACAUAUAAAGUCGAAGAUGUAGUUGUUAUGAGGGGUACAUAUGGAACUCAAGCCAGUAAACCGUGGCCUGAAAUCAAAAAGGGUUUACUUGCGAGAUUCGAAGUGGCAAAAAUAAUAUUUCCAUACAUGGGAAGUAUUGGAUUAGCAUAUUUUGUAACACUUUGUUUAUACCCUGGAAUUAUGUCGGAAAUUAUUUCUUGUAAACUUGGAUCAUGGAUGCCAGUAAUUUUGAUGACUGCUUUCAAUGCCUCUGAUGUAAUUGGCAAGAUGCUUGCAAUGAUUCCAUACGAUUGGAAACGCACUCAGUUAUUAUUAUUCUCGAGUGUUCGUGUUGUAUUGAUUCCUUUAUUUUUACUUUGUGCGUUACCUAGAAGAACUCCAAUACUUGCUAAUGAAGGAUAUCCAUUGUUACUUUCUUGUUUGCUUGGUGUUACGAAUGGUAUAGUUGGUUCGAUUCCAAUGAUGCAGGCACCUACUAAAGUACCAGAAGGACAUCGGGAAUUAGCAGGGAAUAUCAUGACUUUGUCAUAUACUACAGGUUUGACAGUGGGCUCGUUAUUCGCAUACAUAUUGGAUACCCGUUUCGAGUUACCAGUUCAGUCGAAAGAUGUAUGUUAUAAAGCACCAAGUUUAACAUCAAUACCGUUUAACAGUACGACACCAAGCAGUUUGACAGAUGUUACGUUUUUCACGUUAUUCACAUUGACAGAAAACGUCACAUCGAAGGUAAAUACUACCGUCACUGUUUUAUCAAAUUUUUUAUCAACAUCUAGCUUGAUGUCUAAUACUACCGUUAGUUCGUUAACUACCGGCAUGACGGAAUCUUCUACCAUAUCACCGAAAAUUUCCUUUAACGUUACCACUUCGGUGAAUAAUGCAAUUUUACAACACUAGGACAUGCAAAAUUGUGUGCUGUGUUGAAUCUGGUGUUCUACGUGAAUAAAUUGUAGGAAAUCAUUAUAAAUAGGAAUUUUAUUUGUCAAUUAUUUUCUAUAUUUACCGAAGCGUUUUUUAAAACAUAU
Messenger RNA from Apis florea (little honeybee), 2213 nucleotides. RefSeq names its product equilibrative nucleoside transporter 3 (gene Ent3). The record is from RefSeq and is a predicted model, not a curated record. Gene Ontology annotation, biological process: nucleoside transmembrane transport. Gene Ontology annotation, molecular function: nucleoside transmembrane transporter activity; monoamine transmembrane transporter activity. Gene Ontology annotation, cellular component: plasma membrane. NCBI's taxonomy places the organism in Eukaryota, Metazoa, Arthropoda, Insecta, Hymenoptera, Apidae.